Messenger RNA from Meloidogyne enterolobii, 816 nucleotides. NCBI's taxonomy places the organism in Eukaryota, Metazoa, Nematoda, Chromadorea, Rhabditida, Meloidogynidae. The record is from the annotation of a GenBank genome assembly.
CACCAAAUGGUUGCUACAAAUUUCAACGUUGAAACUCUCCUCCCCGCAAUAAUUGCAAUUGCCUAUUAUGCCUUUGUUUUCUUUUUUGCGGAAAUUACAAGAAAAAUUGUUGGGCUAAUUUUUAAAAAGUCUUCUCUAAUUUAUGUGUUACUUAUUGAAUUGAUUGGCACUGCCCAAAUGUGUACUUGUGUUUAUGAAAAUUCCGUAAUAGUAAAACAUUAUGGCUCUUCUGGUUUCUUCUUCGCAGUCUCAAUGCUUUUGCUUUCUGGAAAUUUGCUCAACCGAGGGGCCUAUGUCACUCCACUUCCUGUCAUUGAACAAUUCUUUACUGGAAGGAUGAGUUCAGAAAAGUUUUUGGCUCUAAUAUUUGCUCAAAGCGUCGGUGGAUAUUCGGCUUUUCGUCUAGCUAAUUCCCUUUGGUAUUAUUCUUUGUCUUAUUCAAUAGAUCAUCUUCAACUGUUUGAAAGACUUCCUUGUGCAAUUAAUUACAAAGUUCCAUUCAAUUAUGUAUUCAUUAACGAGUUAUUAUGUGCUUUUUUACUUCGCUUUUCUAUUCAAAGAAUGCCUCUAUUUGUAAAAACUCGGCUUAUUCCAUUUAUCAUUUCUGGAUUUUUAACUUUUUCACUUGUUUAUAUUGGCAUUCCUGGCUUGAAUCCUGUUGUGGCUUCUUCUCGUCUAAUGGGUUGUCCCGGAUUGGAUUUGCAAUGGUUUAUGAUAACUUACUGGUUAUGCCCUGUAAUCGGUUGGAUGAUGGCUGUAAAAUUGGAUAAAAUCAAAAUUGUAAAGAAGAAGCAGCACAAAAAGAAGGAGAAAUGA